Molecule: messenger RNA, 450 nt
Organism: Sorghum bicolor (sorghum)
Lineage: Eukaryota; Viridiplantae; Streptophyta; Magnoliopsida; Poales; Poaceae
Exons: 1
Coding region: 1-450 (149 amino acids)
Source: RefSeq, a predicted model, not a curated record
AUGGUCUCGGAGGACACCAACACCGCCUACUCCAUCUGGCGUGGCGUUCGGAACCUCUUUCGUGACAACAAGGACACCCGCGCCGUCUACCUUGGUGCCAAGUUCCACAACUUCUACCAAGGUGACCUCAACGUCCUCAACUACUGCUCCCGCAUGAAGGUCAUGGCGGACCGGCUCCCUGAUCUUGGGGCUCCGGUGAACGACAAAGACCUCAUCUACAACAUCGUCCACGGCCUUAACCCUCGUCCCCAUCAUGCGAUUCCACACAUCACACUUCACCGCCGCCUGUUGUCGUUCCUCAAGACCCGAUCCAGGCUGCAGCUCGAUGAACACCGCAUCACUGAGUCCGAGAAAAUGCAAGCUGCGGCAGCCAUGCUCACCCAGGCCACGAACACCGGAUCGUUCUUGUCUAAUGCUCCGUCCGUGACGCCAUCGGCUGCACAUCUUUAG